Pongo pygmaeus (Bornean orangutan) is the source of this 1806-nucleotide messenger RNA. RefSeq names its product tRNA methyltransferase O (gene TRMO). The record is from RefSeq and is a predicted model, not a curated record. The transcript is spliced from 5 exons. The coding region runs from base 294 to 1619 and encodes 441 amino acids. NCBI's taxonomy places the organism in Eukaryota, Metazoa, Chordata, Mammalia, Primates, Hominidae.
GUUCCCCCUCAGAAAGCGCGGGAACCCGGAGCCGCAGCCUACCCUAGGAGGGCGGGCAACUGUAGCAGCUCUGUGUAAGAUAAACGAGAUUGGGGUCCCGGAGGGGCACACGCCCAGGAUACAGAUUCGACACCCCAUGGAGACCUCAAAGCGUCCCUCAACGCCACACUGCGCACGCGCACUCUCCUGAGUUCGCGGGACCCCGCCGGCGAGGCCACUGCGCAUGCGUCAGGCAUGGAGAGCGGAAGCGGAAAGUGGGAUGCGUCGGGUGGGCACCUCAGCAACCAGUAGCCAUGCGCGGCUUGGAGGAGCCGGGGCCUCGGCCUACAGCGACCCCAUGCGGCUGCGUGAAGCCGGCUCUGGAGACAGGGAAUCUUUUAACUGAGCCAGUCGGCUACUUGGAAUCUUGUUUCUCGGCCAAGAAUGGUACUCCAAGACAGCCAUCCAUUUGUAGCUAUUCUCGAGCCUGUUUGAGGAUUAGAAAGAGGAUCUUUAAUAAUCCUGAACAUUCCCUGAUGGGCCUAGAACAGUUUUCUCAUGUUUGGAUUUUGUUUGUUUUUCACAAAAAUGGUCAUUUGAGCUGUAAGGCAAAAGUGCAGCCUCCUAGGCUGAACGGUGCAAAGACGGGAGUUUUUUCCACAAGGAGCCCUCAUCGUCCCAAUGCAAUAGGACUGACCCUGGCCAAGCUGGAAAAGGUAGAAGGUGGAGCUAUAUACCUUUCUGGAAUUGACAUGAUACAUGGCACACCCGUACUAGACAUCAAGCCCUACAUAGCUGAGUAUGACUCACCGCAAAAUGUGAUGGAGCCUUUAGCAGACUUUAAUUUACAGAAUAACCAACAUACACCAAAUAUUGUGUCCCAGUCUGACAGCAAGACUGACAGCUGUGACCAGCAGCAGCUCUCAGGGUGUGAUGAGCCACAACCCCACCAUAGCACUAAGAAGAAACCUAAAUGUCCUGAAGACAGAACUUCAGAAGAAAACUACCUGACACACAGUGACACAGCCAAAAUUCAGCAAGCAUUUCCUAUGCACAGGGAGAUAGCAGCGGAUUUUGGUUUGGAAUCAAGACGUGAUCAGAGUUCCAGUGUGGCAGAAGAACAAAUUGUCCCAUAUUGCCCGGAGAAGAGCUUUUCAGAGAAAGGUACAGACAAGAAGCUAGGGAGAGUGGAAGGAGCAGCAGUCUUGCAAGGAAGCAGGGCAGAGACACAGCCCAUGGCCCCUCACUGCCCUGCUGGAAGGGCUGAUGGAGCUCCCCGCAGCGUGGUUCCUGCCUGGGUGACAGAGGCUCCUGUGGCCACUUUAAAAGUGCGGUUUACUCCUCAUGCCGAGAUGGACCUUGGGCAGCUCAGUUCACAAGAUGUUGGUCAGCCAUCAUUUAAAUAUUUUCAGUCAGCAGAGGAAGCAAAGCGUGCCAUUGAGGCUGUGCUGUCAGCGGAUCCUCGGUCUGUGUACCGCCGGAAGCUUUGCCAGGACCGCCUUUUUUACUUUACCGUAGACGUAGCGCAUGUCACUUGCUGGUUUGGUGAUGGCUUUGCAGAGGUGCUGAGGAUCAAGCCGGCUUCUGAGUCUGUUUAUAUGACUGGCGCUGUGGGGUCCUUGGUGUCUCUAGGGUCUUAAGGAGCCUCCCUCAUGUCUUUAAGGUAGCAUCAUUGAUCUUUGGAUGUGGCUUUUGGAUUUUCUGAACAAGCUAAUGUUGUGUCGAGAAGCAACACUUUGUGAUCUCAUGGCUUUGAUUGAUUUGGGCUGUUCAAAAUGUUUAUUUGAAAAAUGUGUACAUUAAUAAACUUAACAAAGAGAUAUAAAA